Molecule: messenger RNA, 1440 nt
Organism: Aureococcus anophagefferens
Lineage: Eukaryota; Pelagophyceae; Pelagomonadales; Pelagomonadaceae
Gene: SOC12
Exons: 8
Coding region: 1-1440 (479 amino acids)
Biological process (GO): transmembrane transport
Cellular component (GO): membrane
Molecular function (GO): transmembrane transporter activity
Source: RefSeq, a predicted model, not a curated record
AUGGGCCUGCUUCUGCUCCUGACGAUCGCAAGCGCGCGCCGCGCCGCGUGCCUGGGCCCGGUGCCGCCGGCGCGGGGGUUGUCGCUGCUGCGCCUGCGGUCGGGCGGCGGCGAGGCGGCGUCGCCGGCGGGGAUCUGGAGCCUGAGCGCCGCGGACCUGCGCAUCGCCGGGUCCGCGGCCUGCGGGUCCUACAUCCAGGGCUACACGACGGGCGUGCUCGGCGGGUCGCUCCUCUUCCUCGUGCCGCGCUUCGGCCUCUCGCCGCGGGCCGUCGGCGCCGUCGCGACGGCGACGACGCUGGGCUCCGUCGUCGGGACCGCCGCGGCCGCGCGGCUCGCCGACGCCGCGGGCCGGCGGCGGACCAUGGCGCUCUCGAGCCUGCUCUUCGUCGCCGCGGGCCUCCUCCUCUGCUGGACGCCCGGCCUCGGCGUGCUCCUCGCCGCGCGGUUCCUCGGGGGCGUCGGCGUCGGCGCGUGCGGCGCCGUCGUGCCCGUCUACGUCGCCGAGUGCGCGUCGCCGGAGAGCCGCGGCGCGCUGAGCACGCUGCGCGGCGCCGGCGCCGCCGCCGCCGCCGCGCGCGGCGCCGACCCGCGGCGCCGGCGCAGGCCCCAGCUCAUGAUCAGCUCCGGCGCGCUCACGGCGAUGAUCGCGACGCUCGCGGCCGCGCUCGCGGACGGCGCGGGCCUGCUGCCGCCGCGCGUCGCGCCCUUCCGGGCAGGACGAGGGCGCGACGCGCCCUUCCGCCUGACGCUCGGCGCGGCGCUCGUCCGCGCGGACAUCACACAGCUCCUGCCCGAGUCGCCGCGGUUCCUGCUCCGGCGGCGCCGCGGCGGCGAGGCGCGCGCCGCGCUCCGGGAGCUCCGGGGCGCCGCGCGCGGCGACGCGGAGUUCGGCCCGCUCCGCGACGCCGUCGAGGCCGAGGAGCGGGCCGUCGCGGGCGGCGGCGGCGGCGGCUGGGCGGCGCUCGCGCGCGAGCCGGCGCUCCGGCGGCGCCUCGCGGCCGCGAUCCUCGCGGCGGCCGUCGCCUACGCGCCGAAGAUCCCCGCGCGGCCCCGGCGCCGCGCGCCGCCGGCGCGAGCGCGCGGGCCCGGCGCGGCCGCCGCGAGCCUCGCGGCGAUCUCGCUCUACGGCGUCUUCUUCGGCCUGAGCCUCGGGCCCAUCCCGAACAUCUACACCGCGGAGUCGUUCCCGACGGGGCGGGACGAGGGUUCCCGACGCGCGCGCCCGCGCGUGACGCGGCCGCCGCGCCGGGCGGCGGCGCAGUUCGCCUCGCACGCGGCCGUGUCCUUCUACUUCCCCGUCGUCGUCGCGCGCCGGGGCCCGCGCGCGGCGUUCGCCGCGUUCGCGGCCGUCUGCGGCGUCACCUGGGUCUUCGUGCGCGCCGCCGUGCCCGAGACGGCCCAGGCGUCCCUCGAGGACCUCGCGACGCGCGCGGCCUAG